AUGAGGUAUCUGCGCAAAGGAGACAAGAUACUGGGAUCCAAUGGUGAAACCUACGGCGAAAUAAAUGACUCGGGAAAACAUGGCACGCUCUUCCAGGUGCUUAGCCGCUAUGAACCGCCGGGGGACGAUCCCUUGAAGAAAGACCUGCCAUUUCAACCCCCAUCAUAUCGAGACCUCAUGCUCUCCGAAGAGCACUACUACAAUGCAGCACAAGGCAUGGCUCAACUGUACUACCCGCUUGCCAGCAAAAUCGGCCAGCUAUAUUCAGCAAUUACGGGCUGGAAGUUCCCUGGCUUUCAUCCUUCUGCCCUCUGGUACCAGCAGCCUAUUUUCUAUCAGUCCAACCAUCUAGCUAUAUACGCAGACGGCGCGCCGAUACACUGCCCUGCAUACUGCGACUACCUCGACGUGGAAUUGGAACUGGGCGUAAUUCUGGGCAAGCAGAUAUUCAACGCAAGCGUAGACGAAGCCACGGCUGCGAUUGCUGGCUUUUGCGUUCUCAACGACUUUAGUGCUCGGAAUGUUCAAAUGGCCGAGAUGUCAAGUGGUUUUGGGCCGCAACAUUCCAAGUCCUUCGCCAACAGCAUAUCAUCUACGGUGGUAAGCGUAGAUGAGAUCUUUCCCAAGAUAGGAGAGCUAACUGGCCGCGUCAUCUUGAAUGGAAAGGUGGUUCAAGAGUGCAAGCCGGGCAAGUGGCAGUUUACUAUUGGUGAAGCGAUUUCUCAUAUUUCAAAGGGCACACGUUUGUAUCCAGGGGAACUCAUUGGAUCGGGAACGUGGCCGCUAGGUACGGGGAUUGAGUUGGCGAGAUUUCGGUUGCAGGUUGGAGAUAGUGUUCGGCUUGAGAUUGACGGAAUUGGAAGCGUGAGUAACAAUAUCGUAGGGGAGGAGUACUUUGAUACGAGUGCGUAG
This is a messenger RNA of Pochonia chlamydosporia 170, 912 nucleotides long. Its product is annotated as fumarylacetoacetate hydrolase protein. Bases 1 to 912 code for a protein of 303 amino acids. The record is from RefSeq and is a predicted model, not a curated record. Lineage: Eukaryota; Fungi; Ascomycota; Sordariomycetes; Hypocreales; Clavicipitaceae. The transcript has 2 exons. Gene Ontology annotation, molecular function: catalytic activity.